Molecule: messenger RNA, 1551 nt
Organism: Colletotrichum karsti
Lineage: Eukaryota; Fungi; Ascomycota; Sordariomycetes; Glomerellales; Glomerellaceae
Exons: 5
Source: RefSeq, a predicted model, not a curated record
CUGGCCUUCAAAUUGACGACAUUUGUUCGCGAUGUCCGCGACUCAAGGAAUGAAAUUGACGGCGUCACCCGGGAACUGUUAGCUGUGAAAGGCGUGCUCGAAAUCAUUGCCGACGACAUAGAGACAUCAUCGCGACCGCUGCCCAGCAGCCUGCAGGAGCAGCUAUCUGGCGUCAUCUCCAACUGUACACAUGUCGUCGGCGAGGUAGACCGCUGUAUACGAGAUCAUGAAGGCUCCCGAGUCCAGAAGGGAGCCCGAUGGGUCGCUUUCGGAAGAGGGGACAUGGCUAGACUGCGGUCAACCCUGGAAGCCCACAAGUCGACGUUGAAUCUCGCUGUAGAGAUGAUUUCCCUGACGGCCCUCCGCGACGUGCAGCAAGACACGACGGUGAUUAAGGGAAACACCGACGCGUUAGUCAAGGACUCCAAGGAUCUGGUGGACGGCACAGCUCGAAUUCUUGAAGCCAUCGCCGAGCUUCAAGCGAAAUUCCCGGGCACCUUGGAUGACGACUCCCGCUUCUUCAUGUUGCAGCGUUACCUAGAUGGGCUCACAAGCUAUGCCGAGACCGUCUGUGACGAUGCGGAGACGAGAUUCGAGGAUCUUACUCUGCAGAGCUUGGAAAACUCGGACGCGGAAAGUUCAUCGUCAAGGGUCACGAAUAAAGCGACACCCACGACAGCGCAGCAAACUCUCCCCUCGGGGCCUGUCUUGCCCCGUCUAGCCCUUCCAGACGAGGCCGGCGAUGAUCUAUACAAUGGUGCUGGGUCGCUCUCGACGGCACUUGAAGAUUACUUCCGGAGUGAGGCACAUGAUUCAAAUCAAAAAGGACCGACUAGGGCAGAAAGCCCAGAUGGGGAGUCUUCCGUUGUGAGACUCCUCCGCGAUACUAACAUCCAGAAACCAAGUCUGCCUUCUUCAGAAGAAGAGUCGUUCUCCGUGAACACGGUAUCCUCAGCCAAGUCCCUCGAGGCGAGUAUUAUUCAAGGGUCUGGGAAGUCGACGCUCGAGAGCGAAUCAGUCUCCACACGUAAUCAGGUUCCUGCCUUGUCAUCCUUCAGAGAAGAUUUCGAUCUGCUGGACGGCGAGCUUUCCAUCUACGGAAGGAUACCCUUCGCAGUGGCCCAAUGCGGAGCCUUUCUCAAAGACAAAGGUACCACGGAACAGGAGGGAGACAGUUACGACUUCAACAGCCCGAAAAUAUUGUGCCGAGAAUUCAACACUCCCCCAUUCUACGGCCUUGGAAUAAAGUGGCACGACUAUACCUGCGUCGACGCAACUCGUGUACUCGUCAGAUACUUCGCCUGGCUCUGUCGUAUGGAAAAGGAUGCAUAUCACGAAUUCUUGGAGAAGGUCAAAUCGAUCCUGGGCGGUCUCGAGCAUCUCGCGGACUCCCACGCCGAAUCGGGUGGAAGUCGCGAGCAGAUCCCGUCCGUGCUGGCCGCAGAGAUCACAAGCAGCAUGGCGUACUUCUGCGAGGUAAUCGCCAACAGGGGCGAGCCCACCGUGGUUCUCUUCCGAGCGUUUGAGUUGGGACGUGGAUACAUUCGGUAG